Messenger RNA from Prorocentrum cordatum, 869 nucleotides. The record is from the annotation of a GenBank genome assembly. NCBI's taxonomy places the organism in Eukaryota, Dinophyceae, Prorocentrales, Prorocentraceae.
CCGGCCUGGCGCCCGCGGCUCCGGGGGGCCGCGGCCGCGGGCCGCCCUGGCGCCGGCGCCCGCCGCGGCCGGCGGCCCGCGAGCGGCCUGCCGGGUGACCCUGCAGCUCGACAUCCCAUCGGGGCCGCCGGGCGCAGGGCGCCGCCUGGCGGGCCGCUGCGCGGCCGGGGGGCGCUGGACGGCCUCGGGGCCUUCUACGGGAAGUUCGCGCGGCCGUUCAGCCGGGGGCGGCGCCGCAGGCGGGGAGCUCUGGAUCGAGGUGGCGCUGCCCGGCGCGGCGCUGGCCCGGCCGAGGCCCCCGCUCGGGCAUGCGCGGGCGAGGGCCCUGCAGGAGUUCCACAAGUGGGCUGUGGGCGCCGCCGGCAGGGCGGGGUGAUCCCUGGAGUCCCCUCGAGCCCGAGCGCGCGGUCGGUUGGGCCAACCUUCGAAGGACAACAAACGAUAUAAAACAUACACUCUCGUUUAUGUUUAUGCUGUUUUCUGUUCCUCUGCCUCGGGCCCGAGCGCGGUCGGCUGGGCCGACCCCUUUUGGGGGGAGGGGCCGCGGGGCUCCUUUCGCGGAGGAGCCGCCGAGGGUCGGCGGAGGUUCGUGAAUCGUCGAGCUCUUGGCGAAAGCCGGACCCUACCCCCAUCUCCCAUCGGUUCAGGAGACUCGAUGAUUGGUGGGGGUAGGUUCGGAUGUCGACACCUACAGGUGCAGGGUGCAGGGCCCAGUGCGAUCGGGAGCCUUGUCGGGCGGAUUGUGCUGCACGUGGCCUCGCGCGCACGGGAAGUGCGAGCCGCGCUCAGUAGUCGCGAUCAGCCCGACGCGAUUCUCAGUAGCGCUGACCCUGCAGCCUGCAGCUCGGAAGGCCUUCAGUGAGCGUCGG